Messenger RNA from Rubroshorea leprosula, 1353 nucleotides. Lineage: Eukaryota; Viridiplantae; Streptophyta; Magnoliopsida; Malvales; Dipterocarpaceae. The record is from the annotation of a GenBank genome assembly.
AAUUAAUUUUGUUAUUUUUUUAACAGAAAAAUGCAUGAUCUUAAGAAGAAAGUGUUAAAUAAAGAUCGUGUUGAAGCAUCGAUUUACGAGGCUAACAUUCUUUCAGAAAUUUCUUUCUUUUCUUUGCAUUAUUUUGGAUCUAAUAUACAGACCAGAUUGAAUCGCUUGCCAAGAAACAUUGUUAGCAAGAAUGAUAAUAUAGAUGGUUGUUUAUCUGUCUUUAGAAAUCGAGGUCAACCUCUAGGGGGGAGAAAUGCAUGGGCAAGCAAUGUCACCAAGGGAAUUAAAGGCAAUAGAACUUUAUGUUUUGCUUAACUGUUUUUCAAUUCUCAAAUGUAUUGCGGACUAUUGUCAGACCAAAUUGAAAUGAAAUGACAACUUGAGUUUAUUCCUUGGUUUAAAACAACGGUGAGUCAUUUAUUAUAGUAAUUUGUAUUAUUAAGGUUUCAAUUUUAAUUUUAAUAAAAAUAUAAUAUUCAAUACUUUUAUAACAAAUGUAGGUGCGUAGCAAAAGAUAUGAGGUUGAUCCAUGCUUAUUGACUUUAGUAACUAGACUAGCCAAUAAUGUUAAGGUCUAUAAUGGUUAUUGGGUUAAUGGAUUUUGGUUUCAUACUAUCUCAUAUGAAAAAACACAAAGACCAUGAGUAGUGGACUUUGUGGCAAGGGAACCACUUUAAAUGAUAAUGAGUUAGAUUAUUAUGGCCAACUGAAAGAAGUUAUCGAGCUUCAUUGUUUUGACUCGUCUAUUCCUCGAUCAGUGAUUUUGUUUAAUUGUGACUGGUGUGAUCUCAACAAAGGCAUUAUGAUCCAUUUGUCAUCUAGUAUAGUUGACAUAAAUCCUCAGUUUAAACUACAAACAAAUGAACCUUUCGUCUUAGCAAGUCAAGCCCAACAAGUGUUCUACACUUCUUAUCCAUCUAAAAAUCCUCAUAGGAAAGGGUGGUAUGCUGUAUGUAAGAUUAGGGCAAGAACAAUAAUUGACACUUCAUCUCUGGGUGAUGGUGUAAAUGAUUAUUAUCAGGAUGAUAAUCCUCUUAUGCCGCAGUUGGUGCAACCCUCAACUAUUAUAGAUGAUCGUGUUCCUUUAGCAUCUCCGGGAGGAGAACAAGUGGUGAUUACUAAGGACAUGCAAUUAUCUUAUGCAAUUGAAUGAAAUGAGGAAGAAUGUGUGGACAAGGAUGAUGAGGAAGGGGACGAGUUUGAGGGGGGAGAAACACCAAAAACAGAUGUUCCAAAUUACUUAACCGAGAGUGAUAAUGACUAGCUGUAUUUUGUUUGACCUUUUUAUUGAGCUGAGCAAAUGAUGGAUGGCUAUUUAUAUUUUGUUUGUGUUACUAAAGUAAGACAUUGUUU